Messenger RNA from Amoebophrya sp. A120, 450 nucleotides. The record is from the annotation of a GenBank genome assembly. Lineage: Eukaryota; Dinophyceae; Syndiniales; Amoebophryaceae.
AAACGACCCGGUCCGGUGUUGCCAGGUAAUUAUCAUGAGAAAAAAGUGUUACAGUUACACACAUAGUCUAUGCAGGAGCCGCAAGACAGACAACCUCUGCCAUGCAGGAAAUGCUUGCCAACCUCAUUUCAUUCGUGUUUUCCCUUACAGUCUGCGGAGCACAGAUUUUCCUUGCCAUGUCGAGAAACUUUGUGAUGCAGAAACCCCAACAAAUGUGUAACUGUAACACUUUUAUUUUCCUGUGAUAGUAAUCACGAGGUUUUUACUGGGUCGGACGUUCUGCGUGUUCCGCCUGACGAUGCUGAAGGACUUUUCGCUGCAGAAAGUCGACUCUGUGGAGGACAUCCGGGCGGUUCUGCUGGAUUUGCAGAACGCGGUUGCGCUCCUGACAAACUUCCCGGACUUGGUCCAUUUCGGGCGGGAUGCAGAAACGGGGGGGAAAAUUUUAAC